Messenger RNA from Nymphalis io (European peacock), 2339 nucleotides. RefSeq lists its product as uncharacterized. Gene Ontology annotation, biological process: proteolysis. The coding region runs from base 69 to 2093 and encodes 674 amino acids. The record is from RefSeq and is a predicted model, not a curated record. The transcript has 7 exons. NCBI's taxonomy places the organism in Eukaryota, Metazoa, Arthropoda, Insecta, Lepidoptera, Nymphalidae. Gene Ontology annotation, molecular function: serine-type endopeptidase activity.
ACAGAUAAACACAAUUCGCGUAAAAAGUAAAAUGAAAGUGAAAUCCUGGGAGCAGUGACCGCGUCAACAUGUUAAGCGAAAACAGAUGGAAAGUGAUUAUGCUAGCGGCCGCGUCUUUCGUAGUCGCCGAGCCGAGUCGGGCGCUAAGCAUAUACCAGAAACCAAUAACCAUCCCUAUGUUCAUACCCCGAAAUUACAGACGCAAAUUCAAAUCGAGAGUAAUGUUCUUAGACGACGACGAGAACGAACAACCAUUGGGACGAGGGGAGAUAGACUUGACAGAGAAGACGCGUUCGAAAAUCAAAUUUGACGAUACAUCAGAUUACGAGUUCACAUCCCCAGAAAAGACUGAGGAACCAUUCAAAGAGGAAUAUCCAUCUGGUAACGAGAGAUAUUACGAUUUGCCUCGUCUCCGGCCGUUCGCAUAUCCGAAAUAUUAUCAAGGUAGAUUCAGUAGACCAUACGCUCCCAGUUUCGGCUUCGAUCCUUACCAAAUUCCCUUCGCUCCUCCAAGGACCGGUUUCUAUGGACCCAACGUGCCGAACGUUCCCAACGUGGGCUGGAAGGCGCGAAGUCCUCGGGUAGUGUUCCCUUAUUCCCCAGACAGUGGUAGCGGUAAUUCGGUGCAAACAAAUUCCCACAGCGGCGGAUCGAAUUUCAACGACAAUGUUGUGUUUCGUGAUCAAAAUUUCGGCAAUGAAAUUGGUACUGAGGACCAGGGCUUGCAAGACAUAAGUAGUGGUACCGACGCUUUCUCGGAGAGAGAUGCCAACGACCCACAUCGAGCUCGAUACAACGAAAUAAAAAGAAUGGGAAAAUUAAAUAAUAAAAAACACGAACCGAAUUAUAUAAAACCUAUGUUCAUACAAACUGAUAUGAAAAUUAAAAGAAAUUUGUACGUGUAUCCGAACGCUUCAUACGAAUCAGUGCUGCCAGAAUUCAAACCGAUAUCUGACGCACAGAUGAAAAAAAUUAACGAAAUCAUAAAAGAAUUAAGAAGUACAAAUAAAGUACAAAUUCAUAGUACAAAUGAUAAGAGAAAAGGGAGAAUAUUAGACAAUGUGCCAGAAGCUUCUGAUCUUCUAACAGAGAAUGAAAAGAAAGAUGACGCACAGAUUGAAAAAAACUGUUCCCAAGGCGGGACAUGUGAGUUUUUCUUCUACUGCUGGAUGGUUGGUGGCCUUCUAGAUGGUUCUUGUGGGAGCUUGCUAAAGAGUUGUUGCCACAGAGUAGGAAGAGCCGGUUUACUAGGUGUUCAAGAUUCGAACAGUAUAGAGUAUUCAGCGAACGAAGGACACAGUUUUGGUCCAGUUAUAAAUGAUGAAAGUUGUGGGGUAGCUGUUGGUAAGCAAACAGCUCAAAGGAGAAUUGUCGGCGGUGAUGACGCAGGCUUCGGAACAUUCCCCUGGCAAGCCUACAUACGCAUUGGAUCGUCAAGAUGCGGUGGCUCCCUAAUAUCAAGGCGGCACGUGGUCACAGCGGGUCACUGCGUUGCGCGCGCGCAGCCACGUCACGUGCGCGUCACACUUGGCGACUAUGUAAUUAAUUCAGCCGCUGAACCUCUCCCAGCCUACACAUUCGGUGUGCGGUCUAUUAAGGUCCACCCGCUGUUUAAAUUUACGCCACAAGCAGAUAGGUUCGAUGUCGCCGUGCUCACUCUUGACAGAAACGUCCAUUAUAUGCCUCAUAUUGCUCCAAUUUGCCUCCCAGAGCGUGGGUCAGACUUCCUAGGACAGUAUGGCUGGGCGGCGGGGUGGGGAGCCCUCAGCCCCGGCUCGAGGCUGCGCCCCCGCACGUUACAGGCCGUGGACGUGCCUGUGUUAGACAAUAGAGUGUGUGAGAGGUGGCAUCGAGCUAAUGGUAUAAAUGUAGUUAUAUACCCGGAGAUGCUCUGCGCGGGGUACCGCGGCGGUGGAAAGGACAGCUGUCAAGGUGACAGCGGAGGCCCGCUCAUGCUGGAGCGCGCUGGCAGGUGGUACCUCAUUGGUGUUGUAUCGGCAGGUUACUCUUGUGCUAGUCGAGGCCAGCCCGGCAUCUACCACAGAGUAGCUCACACAGUCGACUGGAUAUCACACGCGACCACGCUCUCAUAACGAAAAAAAACUACCAAUUUAGUAGGAAUUUAUCGUUUCUACCACAGCAAGUGAUUUUAACAUCUAAUUGACUGUUGCAUUGGAAUUAUUUAUUGUGAAAUUGGCAAUUUUUAUAUUCCUUUUAUAAAGGUAUAUUGAAGUAAUGGUUGGAUUUUUUUAUAUGGUAACUUUACAAUAUGUCAAAUUUGUUAUCCAUGAAAUACUUUCGAAAUUUAAAAGUAAAAAAAAAAUUUGAAAAAAAAAUGU